UACAAAUGAACUAAGGCCUCCAUUGUAGAAUUUUAGAAAACACUACAUUUAUGAAAAAAACUGAAAGAUUUCUUUUAAUUAAACUUUUUGUGAUUUUAGUUUAUAUUACACCAUUUAAUUUUUUUUAAAUAACUAACAAAAAUGACAAUCUACGUAGAUAAUAGUAACAGUAAUAUUCAUACAAAAGUUUCUAUCACACACGCAUGCAACUAGAACUACACUGAAACGAUGAGGCGGGAAGCGAUUCUCAAGAGUCGAUAUAUCGAAUCAGUACCGCGCGCAAUAUUUGAAUUUGAACUGAUAAACGCAGAAAAAUUGAACUACUAUUUAUUAACAAAAGUGUAUAUUGUACAUUUAAUUAUUUAGAUUAAUAAAUUACUAUUAGCAAAAUUAUAUUAGAAUUUGAAGUGUGUGAAAAGACAAAGAAUAGAGAAUAAAAAAGUAGCAAUAUAUACAGUCGCUAAACCUUGAUCUAUAAUCUGCACUUGACAUUCGCAUGGUCAAGUGUAUAAUAAACAUUCUUGCAUUAAACUGUAACCAUCCGUUUAAAUGAACGUGCCUAAAUUUAACUACAUGUUUUUCUACAGUAUUGUCAUAUUUCUAUUAACUUGAGAUAUCAACGUUGAAACAACAUCUGCAAUUUAAGAAAGUCAAGAACAGCACGUCUAAGUUUCCUAACGUGCGUCUGCGAAGUAAAAGGCACGAUUUCACUAUAAAAUCAGUGCAACGGAAUGCACUGUUACGUCACUUGAUUCGCACUCAGAACACUCGAUUUGUAGACAUCAAUCGUAGAUACCUGUAAACAAUUAAUCAAUUACACAGUUAUUAUAAAAGAAUAGAAGAAAUCUUUGUAGAGAAUUUUUCAAAUAUUUAAUUUGUUUUAUGAAAUCCUACUUUAUCAUAUUGUAUUAUUUGUAUAAUAAAAAAAUAUGUCAAAUACAUUCAUAAAAAUUUUAAAACUAUGUAAAAUAAUAUAAAUUAAGGACCGUCUAGCUACAAUUACUUUUUUGCUAUAUAUUAAAAUCCUUAUAAAAAAUGUUUGUAAAAUUGUAAUUAUGUUACAAUAUUACGUUAAUGUUAUUGUUCCAUGGGAUGAUACAAUCACUUUCGAAGAAAUAAGAGAAAAAAGAAGGAUCUCAACCAGUUUCUGAUCUCAGUCAUGUAGAUAGUGUCGUUUGUCGAGUCUUUCGAAGACCUACUUGAAAAAAGCCAGUCGAUCCUCCUUACCGGUCGAUCAAUUUACUCAGCUCUGAAUGAACGCAUGACGAUCCCGUUAUCGUUUCGUCCGAGUGGGUCACCGACACUUCGACAGGAUUUUACUCGUGCUUCGAGGUGCACGUACCGAACCUGUGCCGUGAACAGACCGUUCUCAUUGAUACUUGGUGGGGUUCAACAGGACCGUCUCACUUUCUUGGAAAACAGUUUGAAGCACCUCUAUGAUCUUAGUCUUUUUCAAAAAAUUCUAUAUAGAAAAAACAAUAAUUUGAUCGUGUAUUUAGAUAUCCUAAAUUUCAGUUCCAAGUUUAAAAUUAAAAUUAAAAUGUAAUAGCACUGUAUCGUUUCUCUUAGAAAAAGGUUAUACUAAUUUUUGAAAUUACGAUGCAUAGAAAUUCAGCAGCAAAAUAUUUUUUUUUCUAAAUUCAAUCAUUCGAUCAAUUUCGAUCGAUUUAUUCAUCAAAGAUCGAUCGAUCUUUGGUCAGUUUUAAUCACAAGUAUUUUAAUGAACAUAGAAAAUCCCACAGAUCAAGUGAUUUAUAAAAUAUUCAUUGAGCUCACUACUUCAAACAUGUUUAGUAUCAGAUUAGUAUUAUUAUAUCUAUAUAUCUUAACUGCAUAUAUAACAUGAUCCAUUAAAAUGUUUUUUACACUCGAGGAGGAAAAGAGGGGAUCUUGAAAGUGGAGCCAAGAUUCAGCCGUCCCUGGAAACCAGAUGGGGUCUGAAAGUGCCCCGCGUGCUCGCCUUCGAAGAACAUAUCCAUGCAGUAUUAGUGUUCGCGUGAACGAGUAACUUGUCGUACCUUUUUAUCUCUAUUGAGAAGUAUCACGUUUACCAGCGGAUCCUAAGGUCGUUUUCGCGGACGUUGUCUACUUCGACCAUCGCGAACGGCAGUAAUUUUCGAAACGUCUCAUUCGUGAAUAAAUCUUCGAGGAAAAGGGAACAUCUCCAGGAAACUAUUACAGACGAUCGUUGUCGACUUUGCCAAUUUCUGCGCGAUAAUUAAACUGGAUCGACAACUAUGAAAAUCGCCACGACCUUGUUCUUCUUUGUAGUCGUCGGAUGCACGUGGCGGGAGACUCUAGGGACGUGCGUGUUUCAGUCGGACUUUGGUUUCGUGCUUAACUGUGCCUUUCGGAAGUCCGGAAUUUUUCGGGUACGAAAUCUUGGAGGUGUCAAAGGUUACGUCGGCCUGGGAUUUUCUGUGGGUGACGAGCUAGGAUUUAGUCAGUCCUUGUCCAAUGUGGAGGCUGCCAAAAGAAGAAGCGUGCAGACUAGUAGAGUUGGUUCAUCGUCCCAUACUAAUUUGGCUACCAAUCGAGAUGAAACUAGACAACACACUCAGAACACUCGACAAGUGGUGCCUCCCUUCAAACCAUUACCAGCUGGAGCAACGCGGCCGAUAGCUCAGCAACCAGAACGUCAAAAAUUGGUCGUACAACAGAAUUCUACAGUCCUUCGAACCGUGCCAGCUCCUUCCUUAUCAACAACACAGCAGGACUUAUUGAGGCAGCAGCAACUAAUGCAACAAGAAGUAAAACAGAAGCAACAAUUGAAAUUGCAGCAAGAAGCUUUCGCAUUGCAAGUACUAAAGCAACAAAGGUUACAACAACAGGAAGCUAUGAGACAGCAACAAUUGCAGAAGCUUCAACAGCAGCAGAAACAGCAACAAAUUGCUGCGCAACAACAAAUGCUGACACAGCAACAUAAAAGGCACCAACAAAUGGUACCGAUACAAGUAAAAAGAGAUCAGACACCACAGAUGCUCGCAGUUGCAGCUGCAAUGCCAGGAAAAUUACCUAACAUUGUAGCUGCAAUUCCACCAGCUGAUAGCAUCGUGGAACCAGGACUUUCGUUAAAAUCAGCGUCUUCGAGUGACGGGUUACCACCUUUUAUUUCGAUGCCACAGUCAUCUUCACAGUUGACCGAUCGAAUUAGCAAUAGUCCUACUAUUUUGCACGAUUCUGAUAACGAGGUGUCGAAAGAUGAUUUCAAUCAGCUUCCUCUACCUGGAGAUGAGGCUGCGUCUUCAGUCAACGAGAUGACUUUACUUUCCCUUCAAGCAGCUGAAUCCAGUCAGUCACAACAACAAAACGAGAAACGACAAUCGUUGCCAUCGUCAUUGCCAUCUUUAGCGCCUAUUCAAGGAAUGGAAACGUCGUUGAAAGCUCUGGCAGAAGCUAGCAAUAUUACUUUAGAAGCUCUAGAAGCUGCUAUUCUUCUCAGGCAACAGCAACUUCUACAAAAACAGCAAGGGCCAACCAGUACAAGCACGACGACGACUACAACUAUGUCUCCGCAUAAAAAUAAAUAUAAUCCUGGUGUCACCAAAGUAAUGAACGCUCCUCGUGAAUAUUAUCCAAUGGGUUAUGACAAGAACUUCGAUGACAAUUUUGCCAGUCGUGUAGAUCUUCCGGACACAAGCUUUUAUUGUGGUGACCAAAAACAUUUUCCAGGACUUUAUGCUGACGAAGAUCUUGGGUGCAUGGUAUUUCACGUUUGUGCAUUAACGGAUGAUGGCUUGAUUAUGAAGAGUUUCCUCUGUCCCGAAUCAACUUUAUUCGAUCAAUCUAUUCUCAAAUGCAAUUGGUGGUUCUACGUGGAUUGCAAAACUUCGAAAAGUUUAUAUGACAGCAACAUUCCAAUUAGCAAGAGUUAUCAGUUAAUGAAAGCACUAGCGUUUUUCUCAGCGUACAAAAACCAUGACAAUAGUACAACAUCUGCUCAAGAAAACUCAGAAAGCUCAGAAUAACUCUAAAUCUUGUUACAAAGGAACUGAAUCUUUAUUUUUAGUUAGUUUACUAGUUAGGCAUCCCCUGUGAGUUUAAUUCGUUCCACGAUUGCCAAUUUAUGUUCCUUUAAUCCAUUAAGCUUUGGAUAAUGAAAGUUAGCUUCUUUAUACAUUUUAAUAUCGAGCUACUUUCUUAAUUAGUUUGUGGUAUGUUAAGUAUUUUAAAUUAGUGUAUAAUAUUUAGAUUCUUUGUUGAGGUGUGAUCUUAAUGGAUUAAACUGAACUUUUUUGUGGAAAGAUGAAUUUUAUAAGACAAUGGAUAUUUUUGUGUCACGGUAUAACUAUUUUUCUCGUUAAUCACUGCCGUCACAAUCCCAAACGAUAAGUGUGUGUAUAUAUAAUUUAUUAUAUUAGUGGAAUGUAAUAGGCAUAGUAAAUAAUUUGUUUUAAUCGUAAUGUUGUAAAUAGUUCUACGUUGGUAUUUUCGUUGAUGUGGUUUGUUUAAUAAUAAUUCUAUUCUUGUUGACGUGGCUGUCCCCAUUCUAUAUCAUGAAAUUCUUGUCAAAAAUAUGUAAUCAAAAAAUAUAAGAAAUAUUAAAAGAUCGGUUGAAAUAAAACAGACAUAAAGAAAACGUAGAAAGCAUAAACUUUAUUGUGGCAAAUGAGAAUUAUGAAAAAUAAUACAAAUUAAAUGCCAAUAUUAAGUUAUUGCAAUUUACACGGUCAGUCUAUAAUUUCUCGUUGACGAUUUUAAUUUUCAUCGCCGUUCAAAAUUCGAUUAAAUUUUCAAAAUAUUAAAUAGAAACCUCGAAUAAUCUCUAUACUAUCAGACGAUUUUCACAGAGAUAGAAUAAUUAUAAAUAAUAAUAUAUAUUCAUUAAUACCAUCGUCUCUAUAAAAUAAAAAUUAAAGCUAUGUGAUUCGAUAAAUAAUUCACUUUUUAACAUUAUAAAACGUUAGUGAAAAUGUUAUAAUUUAUUAUUCGUUACAAAAGCUUAAUACGUCAAUAUGUUUAUGAACAUUAUAAAU
Bombus huntii is the source of this 4976-nucleotide messenger RNA. It is a transcript of the gene mtg, whose product is annotated as transcription factor SPT20 homolog. The transcript has 8 exons. The record is from RefSeq and is a predicted model, not a curated record. The coding region runs from base 2238 to 3968 and encodes 576 amino acids. Lineage: Eukaryota; Metazoa; Arthropoda; Insecta; Hymenoptera; Apidae. Gene Ontology annotation, cellular component: extracellular region. Gene Ontology annotation, molecular function: chitin binding.